CAUCAGCAUGAAGCUGCCCUUAAUUCAAGAGAUUUCGGGAACAAGACGCCUUUUUUUGUGACCGAGAAGCGGUGGGCAUAUCAUUUUCUUGGACGCGAUUAUUACCUGAUGAGAAAGGAGAAGAAAUUUGAAUUUCUGCUGUUGCUUUUCUUUCCUAGCUAAGAAAAUGAGCCGGCGUUUAAGAAAUCGAGUCGUCAUUGCCACGUUGCUGCUACUAGUGCAUUGUGCCCGCUCUGGUUCUUCGCUGAAGCGACUGCAGGCAGAACCCGUUGCGAUUCCUGCUGAGGACGUUGUCGCCGCAUCAGCAGCCGAAGAGACAGCUGGAGGGGCACCCGGCGGUGAAGCUGAUCCUGCUGCCCAGCCUGGUCCUGAAGACGCUGCCACGGUGGGGAGUGCUGCUGAACCAGCACCACCCGAGGAGGCGGCGCCAGAUCCUGCCGGCCAGCCUGGUCCUGAAGACGCAGCCCCUCCUUCGGGGAACGCUGGUGGGUCGGCCCCCGAGGCUGCGGGCGGAAAUCAAGAUGCGUUUCCUUCUCCCUAUGGUGCUGAACCACCAGACAGCCCGGCACAGAAUACGCGGCAAAGUCGUGGGCCGCCGAUAAAGAAGCCGCAGCUACCAAAGGUUGUAGACCCCGAGCCGUGGUCGGAACCCUGGUUGAAAAAGCUUACCGACGCGCAAAUUCACGAAGUUUUGGACGAUACGGCCACGGACAUAGCAAACACGCCCCCGACGGACAUGAAAAAGAAGAAACAGCUUCUGAAACGACAAAGCGACAUCCUCCAGGUGUUGCAAGGGAAGGAGCUGCGGAAAACGGUACAGGAUUCGAGGACCACGCAGGUCGACCCGGAUCUGAAAAAAGCCACGGACCUGGACACGCUCGGGGACGCCGCCGGACAGAUGAAAUUGAAUCCAAACGUGGAGGAAGGCAAAAAUCGGUUCAGCGAAAUCGAUAUCGUCCUGUGUGAAAAUCCCGUCCGAUCGCCGUAGUUUAUUUGCAGGUCAUUUUCGAUUGGCAUGCCCUAAAAAUGAAAAUCGCCGGCGAAAAAUAUCGACUACACGAACAGUUCGCCGUUUCUUCUCAUGCCGAGCAUCUCUGGGUUUUCAGGGUUUUAUGAUUUAGGGUUUCACUACUUUCAUUUUGUUCCCGUCUGAUGCAUAAAGGGACCACCCUCCGUAAAAUGCUUAUAUUGAACCUGACUCGUGCUAAUCGAGGAGCAGGGCUCAUCCAAGUAUAGGCUUGUGACUUCUAGUUCUACGAGACGAACGACAUCACGGCACAAUAAAAGAUUUUCCACACGAUAUUCAACGACGUGCUCCAGGACGGCACCAACAAUCCGUUGAAUGCCGCGGAAACCUUGCGAUUGAUCCAGGAUGACCAGGGCACGCCCCCGCGGGGGCCGCUGGACGACGCGAAGGCGGUGCAGCAGGCCGUGCAGGAGCAAAUGAGGAAGGCGGACCUGCUCCAGCAGAACAAGGAGAAGGCGGUGACGACGCUGAUUGCCGACACCUUUCAAAAGGUGAAGGAGGACGAUGCAGAGGAGGUAUCGAGGCGGAAGAAACGGGACGAAAGACUGGUCGCGCUGCGGAAAAAGGCGGAGCAAGAAUACCGCAAGCUGCACCCGAAACAGCCCGAACCGCCGCUGGAAAGUGGGCUGGGGAACAUGGAGAAAAUUCUGCUCCACGACAACUUUCGGAAAGACCAGUACCCCACUCUGGCGAAAUUAGACGCGCAGCGCCGCGCGUUCCUGGAGGCGCAGAAGGGGUUCGCGCACAUUUUCAAGGACACGGAGGGGAAGAUGGUGCAGGGCGAAUCGCAGGCCAUGGCGGAUUUAAACGCGCAGAAGCGAGCGGAAUACUCGUUGAAAAAGGGUUUGGAAUACGUGAAGGACGUGUUGCUGAAGAGGCUGGACCUGAACCAAAUGUACGACCUGAAUCGCGAGUUGCUGGAAAACAACAUCCUCCCCCGGGAGAAGAUCAUCGCGCAGUCGCUCUCCUCCCGCACGCCAGACUUUGCGACUUUCACGACUGAGUGGUACGACAAGUUCGACGACGAGAUCGACGCUUACGCGCAAUUAAAGACGAAAUGGAAGAACAUGAACGUCGUGUCCGUGAAAAAGUUGCCCAAGGACGUGAAGUAUGUGCGACGGGUUCUAGUCGAAGAGCCGGUCGUGAGGCGAGCAAAGAAUGCAAAUAAAGGAAAAGAUAAGGCCGCCGCGGCACUGCAGCUUGAUGUCGGGUCAAGAACAUCUGGAAGUACAACUAGCACUGUUGUUACAAGAACACCGACCACAUUGAAAGGAUCUUCCUAUGAUGCGUCGAAAGAAGAGAAAGAGAAGGAGAAAAUAAAGGACGAAAUACAACUAGAGAUGACUGCUAGGCCAGCUACAACAUCCUCCACUUCCCACAGCACCCCCUCGUCGUUUGCUGCGAUUCAGUCUGCCAUCCCGGGCAGCAGCUACGACGAAGACGAGGCGGCGGACUUCUGGGUGGGCAAGAACCGGAGGCUGACCCAAGCCGUGCCGGUCAUUCCGUCGCAAACCCGGCGGCCCGAAAAACACUUUGUUUGGGCCCCCUGCCCCGAGGGGCAGGAGGCCGCCGCCGAUUGCUAUGCGCUGAAGGACCUGCCCCCGCAGCCGAGCCGGAAAAAGUUGGAGAAGCAGGGCUACUUCGACGAGAGUGCCGCGAGGGGUGCGCAGGCAGGUUUGGAUGAUAAGGGGGGCGUGAUGAACAGUAGAACUGCGGAGGAUGGCGCAGCGGCUUUUGCACCGGCGGUGGCCACUGACAGUACGAAAAGUAGUGAGGAGGGACCCGCUCCUGCGCCAACGCCAGCUGCUAGCGCAGAAGGAGGUGGAGUUGCGCCUACCAGUACUUCUACCCCAACGGAAGGAGGGGGAGAGGUCGAAGACACUGGAGCAGGUGCCGCAGCAGCCGCGGGGGCAAAGUCGAAAGGUAAAGCUUUGGCGAAAAAGAAAGCGAAAAAAGUCAAGUGCCUCGGGGCGAAAAAGAAAAAAAGGAAAAUGAAGAAGAAAAAGAAAAAAAAGAAAAAAGCCACAGGAGGUCUUGGAGGCAAGGGCGGUGCGGGCGGAGUAGAUUUGGACGAUGAUGAUGAAGACGAUGAUGAUGUUGACGACGACUUUGGUGAAGCAGGUGGGGAUGGCCUGAGCCAGGGCGGGCACAAGCGGAAGCGCCUCAGCGCAGGCCUGAACGAAGAGGAGGGAGGGAGCCGCAAGAAAAAAAGCCUGGACGAAGAGGAAGACUCGGAAGAAGAAGACUCGGAGGAGGAAAGCAGCGACGAUGAGGGCGAAGAAACACUCGCAGCCGACGGCACCGACGAGGAGGAGGGCCUCCACGGUCCCGGGUUCCCCUACCGGUCGAAGUACAAGCUCUCCACCGCCUCUUCGCUAACCCAACUGAAAUCUGCGCAACCACGGGGAGACAACUUAGCGCAGAACCACUGCCGCGUGCCUUUGUAUCAAAUGCAAAAAUGUCUGGGUCGGGAAGAUUGCAAGUUUGUCAUGCUCGUCUGGCAUGACUCGAGAAUCUGUGUUGCAUAGGCACGAAAAAACCCUCUUACCUGUCAUGCAAAAACGCAGCUUGCUAUGCGGAAUACGUAAGACAUGGCAGCCAAAAAAUUUCUCAUGCAUAGCUGCGUAUUCGAGUGCGUCUAUCAUUCACUUUUAGCAUUACAAGUUUCCAGACCCAGACAUUUUUGCAAUCCAUACUUUGCUGCCCGACACCAUCCGGCCCAUCAUGCUCUCGCUCUACACCCGGUUCGCGGACGUGAAGGGGCUGGGGUUCUCGGAGGUCAUGUCCGACGCCGCGUACGAAAUCCAGGUGCGGUAUCCAGGAAAAAACACCCAUGCCUAUCCAUUUUUGCAUGACAAACACAGAAAAUUAUGCAGGUUUUGCAUGACAAAUUGGAUGGGGAUAAAAGUGUUUUUACCUGGAUAUGCGGACGUCGAACGACAAGGACUGGAACGGGCAGGACUUCACUGGGCGGUACCAAAUCCAAAACCUGAAGCAGUUCUUCGGGCUGCCGGUCUGGGUGCGGUCCGAGCCGAAGACCGAGCCGAAGUACGCACUGUUUUCCACGGGGUACGAGACGGACGGAAAAGCCCGGUGGGUGCUGGCGGACCAGAUUCCGAUGGGGGAGCUAGAGGCGUCGAAGUACCGAAACCCAGAGCAUAUGCCACAGAAAACAAAGGACACCCAGAUCAGUAGAAAAAGAAAAUUUGUGUCGCUAGUAAUUGGUGUCGCUGAUGAAAAGAAUGCGGAGACCACACACAGGAGAGGCAUGCAGAAUGCAGCUUGUCAUGCGGUUUCACGAUUAGACAGAUAGCGGGAGAGCUUGUCAUGAGGGACAGCCAAGCAGACUGUCUCUGUGGCACGAAAGUCCGCAAGAACGCAGAUUCAUUUUCUUUGUGGUAUGGGUGUACAAGAACUUCUCUGUAGGAUAGAGCAGGAUAUAAACUUGAACGACAAGGAAAAGAACCAGGAAGCGAAGCCGCCCAUCGCCAGCAGCGUGUACCACGAGGGAGAUCUCCCCUACGAUUUGGAACCAGGCUGGUUCAAGGGUGGAAACACCAACAGCCGGAAGCAGAUCAAGAUGUUGCCCCUGCACCCUGUGGACGAGUCCUUGCCGCCACUGCAGCAGGCGUUCCCCACGGAGCAGCAGCAACCUCGGACCGCGAAGGCCAAGGCAAAAGCCGCGAAGGCGCGGGCGAAAUCGCUGGUCGACAGACAGCUGCUCCUCGCCCGGUACAUUGCGCAGGGCUACGUGGCGACGGUGAACCGGGAGAUGGCGGACGGGAGGCUGGAGCGGCAACGGCCGACCGGGAUGUUCGGGCUUGGCGCAGGCACACGAAGCAAUCUGGAAGAAAAAGAGCGGGAGCUGCGUGAGGAGGGGGAAGAGAAGGAAGAAAAAGUUGAUCCCAGUGAAGUCUUCGGACAGGAAAACAAAGCCGAGGAUGGCGCCGGCGGUGAAGGUGGUAGUAGCAGCAGUGCUUCUAGCUCUUCAGCGUUGGAACUGGGUGGAUCAGGAAUAGAAGUACAAGCUGAGGACAACGGAAGCGAAAAGGAGCGAGAAUCUUCUGGAAGGAAUCAUGCCUCCGAAAAAUUACGAACCGGGCGGGAGCCGGAGGUCCGUCCAGAUCAGUCAUCGGAAGUAGUUGUAAAACGCUUCAUUCCCGGCGACAACUUGUUCGCGCUUUUGCCCAAGGACGUGCAGGAAAAGUUGGAAGACGCAUGGAGCAGCGGGAAAAAGAAGAACUACGCGAAAGUAUCAAAAACGCAUUCACUUUCUGGCAAGGAGACGAGUACUACACCAAGACAAAACAGUGAGAGAACCGAUCUAUUCCAAGAAAGCGACGUCGACGCUAUAGGUGCUACAGCUUCUAGUUCCAGUUCCUCGUUCCUCCAAGAGCACGAAAGCAAAGAGCAAUUGCAGGCGAAAAAGCGGCCACAAAAUUUUCGCUACACGGUGCUGCUGCAAAACCCGGCGAAACCGGAGAUCGAUCAGGUUGCGUUUGGGCCGCAGGAUUUGGAAGACCUCCUGGGGGAGCCUACGAGGAAUUUCCCGCGGUUUCGGAAUUUGGGGAACAAAGUCCUGUACGAAAUCGACGCGGACGAUUCGGAACAGUGUUUCCUGCUGUUCCAGGACUUGUCCCGGAUGCACAAGCAGAAAAAGCUGUUAUGCAGAGGAAAAAUCCCCCCUCCCCAUAUCGAAAAGGUAUGUUUCCGAAAAUUUGUGUUGCUGAUUUGAGACCACAAAUCGCGUCUGUCUUGCAAGAAGGCAACUCCACAAGCUCCGCAGCAUUGUGCAGGCGGCUUGUGAUGCUGAUGGAACUACGGCGCGGACGUUUGUCAUGCUGGACGCCUAGGCGAAAACCUCUCUGCUUAGGCUCAGUAUGGGCCUGCGUUCCUCCCCAACAAGACAAAUCUGAUUUGUGUACGCAGAUCCUGCGUCAGAAGCUUCGUUUUGAUAUGGGGAGGGGGGAUUUUUCCUUUUGAUAGCUGUCCCUCUUCAACCUGGCGCCGGACGCGAUCCGGAAAACGGAGUACUGCGGGGUCUUGUCGGUCGAGGGCGAUGACAACCUGUGUUCGCCCUUGCCCCUGUCGAAAAAGUCGCUGGCGGUAAAGAAGUUUCACCCGAAGGCGCUGCAGGAGCAGGAGCAGCUGGUGGGGAAAAUGGAAGACCCCUUCGACGAGGAGACCAUGGCAAGAAUAAAGAAAGCCGCAGAUUUUAACUCCGUACCGGGGGCGGAAGUGGAACACGAAGUGCAAAAAUUACCGUGGAUGUAGCUGUAGGCACCAUCUCUGGUGGUGUGAACUUUUGGUCAGUCGAUCAAAAUUAAUGUUUCUGUUUCUCUGAACGGGGGACAUACCAUAGUCAAAUGAAUAACUGAAACUGACGCGAAGUCACAGACUCGGAAAUGAAUUCGCUCCUUGACACGUGCUUCACUGGUCGUGAAGCGUCUUUCUGAAAAAUCGAAUUCUCGUGUCGAUCCGAAAAAG
Messenger RNA from Amoebophrya sp. A120, 6514 nucleotides. The record is from the annotation of a GenBank genome assembly. Lineage: Eukaryota; Dinophyceae; Syndiniales; Amoebophryaceae.